CCGAGAACUCUCAUCUCUACACCAAUUGGUUGUAAUCAAAGUCUUUGCUCUGUAAAUUUAUUUAUUUUAAGUGCUUAAAAUGCAGUCAGAUAAAUACAGUGAAACGCUAAGACAGCUGGAAAAUGAAGAAUUCGAGAAUACCGCACUCGGCGCCGAAGUUUACCAAAAGAUGAUGGCAAUUUAUCUCUAUCAAAACAAACUUGCUAAUGCGAAACUGCUUUGGAUGCGUAUAUCCGAUAACUUGAAGGAACAGAACAAAGAACUGGCACAAUUUAAUCUUUUGAAUCUUGCUCUGCAGUACAACAAUUACUCAGAUUUCUUCAAGCACAUCAAAUAUGAGUGGUCUGAGGUUAAUAAGCCCAUUGUUAAUGAUCUAUUGGUCCAAAAACGCGAUGAGCUCUUCAACUUGACGUCAACUGCAUACGUCUCAAUUUAUGAGCAAAAUUUGCUUGAAAUGGCACAAAUUACGCCUGAUGAACUUAAAAAUGCUUGCUUGGACUGGACACGCGAACUAGACGGAGAUAAACACAUUCUUCUACCGAAAAUAAGGGAGCCCACACCUCGCGUUGCCAGCGAUGAUCAAUUGCUUAAGUUAACCGAAUUUGUGUCGUUUUUAGAGAACUAAUUCAAUGUAAACAUUCAACAAAAACGGCUUCGUCAAUCCGCCUUUUAAAAA
This is a messenger RNA of Drosophila innubila, 676 nucleotides long. RefSeq names its product COP9 signalosome complex subunit 8 (gene CSN8). Gene Ontology annotation, cellular component: COP9 signalosome. NCBI's taxonomy places the organism in Eukaryota, Metazoa, Arthropoda, Insecta, Diptera, Drosophilidae. The record is from RefSeq and is a predicted model, not a curated record. Bases 80 to 625 code for a protein of 181 amino acids. The transcript is spliced from 4 exons. Gene Ontology annotation, biological process: COP9 signalosome assembly; protein deneddylation.